AUGGUUUCAAAGAAAUCUGUUUUGCUUGGAAUUCAGUUCUUAUUAGGCAUCAAAGAAUUCACAGUUUGGAAAAAACCUUAUGAAUGUGAUGAGUGUGGAAAAACCUUCAGUGUGUGUUCAGUCCUUUUUCUACAUCAGAGAAUUCAUACUGGGAAGAAAUUCUAUCCAUGUAAUUGUUGUAGUAAAAGUUUUAGUCAGAGCUCUGACCUUAUCAAACAUCAAAGAAUUCAUUCUGGUGAGAAACCUUAUAGAUGUGAAGAGUUUGGGAAAGCCUUCUGCCAGAGCUCAGAUCUUAUUCUACACCAGAGAAUUCACACUGGAGAAAAAUCUUAUCAUUGUGACCAAUGCAGUAAAAGUUUCAGUUGGCGCUCAGAUCUUGUUAAACAUCAGAGAAUUCACACUGGGGAGAAACCCUAUCCAUGUAACCAGUGUGGCAAAGGUUUUAGCCAGAGUUCAGAUAUUAUAAAACAUCAAAGGAUUCACACUGGGGAAAAAACAUAUAAAUGUGAUGUGUGUGUAAAAGCCUUUAGUUAGAGCUCAGAUCUUAUUCAACAUCAGAGAACUCACACUGGGGAAAAACCGUAUCGAUGUAAUCAGUGUAAUAAAAGUUUUAGUCAGAACUCGGAUCUUAUUAAAUAUAUAAGGAUUCACACUGGAGAGAAACCUUAUAAAUGCAAUGAGUGUGGGAAAGCCUUUAAUCAUAGCUCUAUUCUUAUUUUACAUCAAAGAAUCCACACUGGGGAGAAACCUUAUCCGUGUAGUCAGUGUGGCAAAACCUUUCAUUGACUCUCAGACUUUAUGAAUUAUCAACGAAUUCAUACUGGGGAAAGACCUUACCCAUGUAAUCAGUGUAAUAAAAAUUUUAGUAGGCAGUCAGAUCUUAUUAAGCAUUAUAGAACCCACACUGGGGAGAAACCUUAUGAAUGUGAUGAAUGUGGGAAAACUUUCAGUCAAAGUUCUAAUCUUAUUCUGCAUCAGAGAAUCCAUACUGGAAAAAAACUCUAUUCAUGUAAUCAGUGUAGUAAAAAAUUUAGUUGUCACUCAGACCUUAUUAAACAUCAGAGAAUUCACACUAGGGAAAAACCUUAUGUGUGAAAUCACUGUGAUAAAAGUUUUAGUCAGAGCUCAGAUCUCACAAAACAUCAGCAAAUCCAUACUGGAAAAAUAUUUUAUAAAUGUAAAGAAUAUAAAGUCUUAAGUCAGAACUCAAACCUCAUUCUUCAUCAGAAGAUCCACAGUGAAGAGAAACAUUAUCAAGGUAAUCAGUGCAACAAAAGUUUUACUCAGAACUCCGAUUUUAUUAAACAUCAAAGAAUACACUCUGGAAAGAAUUCCUCCAGAUGCAUUGAAUGUGGGAAAACCUUUAUUCAAUGCUCACCUCAAUGUAGUGAAAGUUUUAGUCUGUACUCCAAUCUUAUUCAUCACCAGAAAAUCCAGGGGGAGAACCAUAUAAAUGUGAGGAAUGUGGAAAAAUCUUCAGUGUAAAUUUUUGUGUAAAUUUACUGACCAUCAGAAAAUCCACAUUGGAGUAAAAUCCCAUGAAUGUAAAAAGAGUAGCAAAAGUUUUAAUAAAUGCUCUGAUCUUACUAAUCAUAAAAAAGCCACAAUGAAAAGAAACCCUAUUAAUGUAGCCAGUAUAGAAGGCUUCAAUGUUUUUCAACACCAGAGAAUUCACACUGAAGAAUUCUAUUAAUGGCAUGUGUGGGAUACUCUUUAAUCAGAAGUCAGCCCCCAUUCUCCAUCAGUGAAUCUACAGUAGAGAGCAAUUUUAUUCAUGUAACAAAUAUAGAAAAAUUUUAGUCAGGGCUCAGAUGUUUUAUAAACAUCAAAAAAUAUAUGACAGAAAGUGAUGAAAAGGAAGGCCUUUAAACUAAAACCUAUUUAAUGUUACAAAAUUUGAAAUGGGGAGAAACUCCCAAGUAUGAUGUUAUUAUAAUAAGAGUUUUAAUCAUACAACUGAAUAUUGUGAUAUCCACAAAAUAAAAGAACCUGUGUAAGGAAUGUAGGAAAGCUCUUUGAUGAUAUUUUGCCAUUUAAAAAAAAUAUCCCACAAAUUACAAUUAAAAAAAAAAAAAAACUUUGGUAAACAUUCAGAUAUACUCUCAUCUGAGAAGGCUCAAAAAGAAAAAUCCUGAUAAUUUAAUUGAUUAAAUAGGAUUUAGUGAACAUAUACAUUCCAUUUAAUAUUGAGAAGCCAUACCGGGAUCUUGGAAAAAACUUUAAUCAAUAUUGUAUUGUGCUUGACUUUUAGUAUAGUACUUUUCUUGCUCCAAAAAAUUUUGAGAGUCCUAGCCAUAUAUGGGGAAGCCAUUCCUAUAUUCCCUUACAUGUGGACACACUAUACUUAGUUUUCAUUAUUGUGAGAGCUAUGGGAUUCAGUUUUUUCUUAGAAGUUCCUCUUUAACCAGUUUUCACAUACAUACACCCAUGAUAGUGAUAUAUGAGCAUAUGAAUCCCUAUGUGAGAGCAAAAAAUAGGAGCCACUAGAUAAUACAAUGAAGUCAGGAAGAUGAGUUCAAACACAGCGUCAGACAAAUUGUAUAACCUUGAGCAACUCAAUUAACCUAUAUUUUGCUUCAGUUUCCUUGUCUGUAAAAUGAGGGUAAUAUAGCACCUACCUCACAGGAUUGUUGUGAGGAAUAAAUAAGAUAAUAUUUGUAAAAUUCUUAGCACAGUGCCUAGCACAUUGUAGGCACUAUAUAAUGCUAGCUAUUAUUAUUAAAGAUAGAUAUUUUAAAAUCAUCUUCAGUGUAGCACAGGCACUUUAUUUUUUUAAAUAAAGUUUAUUUUUCUCUCCAUCUCUUCUCUUUCCCCAUUGGAAAAAACCCAAGUUUAAUAGAUGUGCAUAAUCAUAUAGAAUCAAUUCUCACAUUGACCAUAACUAGAAAUCUAUCUCAUUCUGAGUCUUGUGUUCAUCAUUUUUCUGACAGGAAGUGAGUAGCAUGUUUCAUACUCAAUAUUCUGGAAUCAUGAUUGAUUACAGUAUUGUUUAGACUUCUUAGAUUUUUUCAGAGGUAUUAUUCUUUUCAGAAUUGUUCUGAUUUUGAACAUUUAAUUUAAUUUAUCAUUUAAUUUUAUAUCACUUCCAGCUUUCUCAGACUGAUUUUUAUGUAGCAUAAUAGAAUUCCAUUACAUUUAUAUACCAUAAUUUGUUCAAUCAUUCUCAUGAUGGGCACCCCUUUUAGUUUUCAAUUCUUUAUCACUACAAAAAGAACUGCUACAAAUAGUUUUUGCACAUGAGUCCUUUUCUUUAUUCUUUCAUCUCUUUGGAGCCUAGUAUUGGUAUCACUAGGUCAAAGAGUAGUUUACUAACUUUUGUGGCAUAGUUCCAAAUUGCUUUCUGAAAUAACUGGACCAAUGUAUUCACCAAAAGUGCAUUGGUGUUUCUGUUUUCAGUCCCUCCAACAUUGGUCAUUUUCUUUUAUUGUUAAUAUUUGUCAAUCUGAUAAGUAUAGUAUAAAAUGUCAAAGUUGUUUUAAUUUGCAUUUCUCUAAUUAUUAGUAAUUUGGAACAUUUUUUCAUAUGAUUUGAUUGCUUGGAUUUCUUUCCUGGAAAACUACUUAUUUAUGUUAUUUGACUAUUUGUCAAUUGGGGAAUGACUCAUAAAUCUAAAUUCAGUCUUUAUAUAUUUUUUAAAUGAAACCUUUAUCAGAGAAACUUAUUUCAAAUAUUUUUCCUUAGUUAAUUGUACCUGUCUUAAUUUUAGCUAUGUUACCUUUGUAUUAAAACAUUUUAAAUUUCACAUAAUAAAAACUGUUCUCAUCCAUAAAUCCAAAAGGAAAUUACUUUUACUUCUCUAUUAUUUUUUUUUUUUUUACUAGUGACCUGCUAUAUCUAAGUCAUUUAUACUUUUGGAGCUUAUUUUAGUAUUAUGGUGGAAGGUUUUCUUCUAAAUCUAAUCUCUGCUUUUCUGUUUUCCUAAUAGGUUUUAUCAAACAGUGUGCACUCAAUUACAGUAGCUGGAUAUUUGGGAUUUUUGAGCACUAAGCUUCUAUAUUUAUUUACUUUUGUAUUUUGUGUACCUAAUAUAUUCCUCUGAUCAACUUAUUUUUUUAAAAACUAAUACCAGUUAGUUUCAGUUAUUUUAUAGUAUAGUUUGAGCUCUGGUUCUGUUAGGGCCCUAUAUUUUUCAUUAUUUCUUUUGAGAGCCUUUACCUUUUGUUCCUCCCAAUGAAUUAGCCCAGGUAUUCUAAAUACUAAAGCGUAAAACCACUUUUUUUUUAAUACUGCUGUUUUUCAGUGUUUACCAUAUUAUUGAUUGCAAAAUCUCCUCAAGGAAUGAAUAAAUGUACCAUAUUAGAGUGUGAGAUCUUGUCCAUUGCAUUUUGGAGAAUUUUUAAGGUUUUUAAUAAAUAAGGUUCACUAAAUAACUCUAGGUCUAUAUUUUAAGAAUUGAUAUGUUUAAGUUCAGAGAUACUGGCCACCAGGUUAGCUACAGGAUAAUAAACUUCCACCAUUCAUUAAGGCCAUCUAUUAAGACAAAGAGAAAUUGCAACCAGAAUUAAUGAAGGAAUGACAGGAUCACAGAUCACUGAAGCAUAAUCUUAUCCAUGGGUCUUAUAAAAAUAAUAAUUAAAGUUUUACUUUUGUGUUUAUAUCAAAUGCUCUGUUUAAAAUAAAUAUUUAAGGUUUUUUUCACCAUAUUAAUUUACCUUGUUUUUGGAAUCCUUGAAACAUUUGUGUAAACAAAUGUUUUAUGCUAUGGUGAACACUUAGCAUUAAGUAAUAAAACAAAAGUUUACAGAGGAAAAAAAUUGUAUUUUAUUCAACUUGUGUUUUAACAAUUCUUUAAGUUAGAAAUCAAUAAACAAGACAGCUACCAUACUUUAUUAAGGUUAUACAAAUGAUCAUUAGGAUUAUACAGAUGAUCCAGUUCUAUGUUUACCUUCUACUAUUAAUUUGUUUCCAGAAGUAUAAAUAUUGAAUAGAUAUUUGCUUACUAUCUAUUAUUGGCAAUUUUAAACAGAGACUGGCACAUGUACAGAGUGCCACAAAUACAACUCCCUAUGUAGAAAAUGAAAUGAAAUGGAAGUACUUUGGAGAAAUUUAGUACAUACAUAAAUAUUGUAAAACUGAUUCUGGUCAGCUAACCAUAUGGUGAAUGGAAGGCUCAUUAAUUAGCUAUGGAGACAUUCAAAAGGCUCUUCAUCUCCACUCAGAGCUCUCUUAGAUGGAUUUCUGUCUUUCAUUUGUUUGAAUCAGUGGUGACAAAAGAUGCUAUGUGGGGAGAGGCUUUAGGCUUUCUUAUGAGGGCUUUGGUCGUUUGAUUACCUCAGCAUCUGUGCUUUCAUUUUAGGUAGAGGAAAUUAUUCUGGAUGUUACAAUCUUAUGAAUUUAAAAAGAUCAGGUGGGCAAACAUCUGAAAGCUCCAGGAGUCCAGGAGACACUUGGAAAUCUGGGGUUCAGAUACUUAUUAGGUUUGCAGCCAGCUCAACACCAAUGUCCUGAGGAAAAAAUGUUGUUCAGUACCAAACCCAGGUAGAGCUAAGACAACAAGUUGAUGUGUUUGAGGUUCAGCAUCAAAUAAUAUUGAUGUUUAGACAUCAAAUGGUGGGGUUCCAUCAUUUGAUGAAUUUAAAAAGGCCAUUCUCUUUGACAAAAGGUAGAUUUAUUUGUGAGAAGAGGGUACAAACAAAAUGAAGAGAUAAAAUAGGCACCAGGAAUUGAAAAUGUGAAAUAGAUUUGGGAAAGCAUAUAGCUAAAUAGGAAAGUGGUUUUAACAAUUAACAAUACAAAAAAACAAGUUCCCUAGUGGAACUCACAAUUAACCAGGAGAAGGGAAAUACAUCAUGAAGUGGGAGUACUCCAUUGCCUGGCAAGCUAAAUCCACAGAGGAGUUAAGAGCCCUAAAAGAGUUGGUUAGUUAGGAGAAAGACACCAUGAGGCAUGGGAAGGGGGUCGGGGAGGAGAUAGAUAUCAUGAGACAGAACACCAUGGAUGGGUAACUCAAAAAGAUUCAGCAAAGAUGGCAUGGACUAUGGAUAGAUUUAUAGGGGAAAUUUAACUUCAGGGGUUUGACAUAACUUGGCUUUUUCAUUGGAUAGAGUAAGGUGAGGUUACACAAGACUUAAGGUUAAGCUGAUUCCCAUUAGUGUCCCUCCAUAAUUACCUUAGGGAGGAUUUUAUCAGUACUUCAGGCUUUCUCUGUUAACACUAGUGACCCAGGAUCACAUUAUUUCCUGACUCUUUUAAUUCGUUAAAGAAAUAUUUUGAAAAUAGUUUGGGAGGGAUGGGAGGGAAUCUAAGAGACCAAUGUUGAAAUUUUAGAGAACAAAUCUAGAGACACUUAUUAAGUAGUGUCCAGAAGCUGGGAGUGAAAUACAGUGAUCUGGGGGGAGGAGAGGAGGGGAGGAAGUGUUACAGAAAUGAACUGAAGCCAACAUUUGAUGAUACCACAAGGGUAUAAAAUUGGUUACUAGGACCCAAUAGCAAAGAUUAGCACAGGGUCAGUUUGCUCCAAUAGGGUCUACUCAAAUACAGGACAGUAUUUUAUUGGAGACUAUUCGUCCCACCAAAAAAGUCCUCCCAUACAAAUGUGGCCUCAAGUCCUUUGGAAUACAGAGUGAUAAUCCUGCUGGGAACAAGUAUAGAGCCGAGUCAACUGCAGGGUCCCAAUUUGGAGGGGUGCUGACCCUGAGAGGUGGGUCAAGAGCUGAUUGCAGCAGCAUGUAGUGAAUUCUGAGUCAGAUUCUUGAAGAUAGUUAAUACCGUUGUCUAGUACUGAUCAUUUGAAGGCGAACUGACCAAAACUUAGAGGAAAACAAACCUAACAAGCAGAAGUUAGGGACAGAAAAUGACUGGUUGAGGAGGUCUCCAAUUGGAGACAUUCUCAUUAGGGCCUUCAGAAAUGUUUAGAAAAAGUUCAUUUUACAUCCUAUAGUUGGGCACAGAGAGCUAAAGAGAGAACUCACACUUAGAGGCAGAGCCUUCAUUCUUGUGAAGUGUGAUUAAAGGGAAUAUGAUCAAGGUUCUCCACCUGAGCAUCUCUUUUAAAAGAAAACUAUGUUUUCUGCAAGGAGAGACCUUGCACUCAAGUGAUAAAAACCCAGAAGUAACAAUUAAAAGGAGAGGUGCAGGUUCCAGAAAUGUUGGUUUCCAGAGACUUCCUCCAAAAGUCUAAUUAAUAACAAAAGAUCCAUUUAAGGCUGGGAUGAAAAGAAGAAGUUGGGUGACAAGCAAAAAGAGGAUCCAAGAUCCCCAUGAUGGAAAUUGCUUUGGGGGCUGAAGUUAUAUUUAAUCCAAAAACAAUUUUCAGAAAGGGGGAUCCCACCAGAUUAACAGAAGUUUUCACAAAACCCUUCCUUAAUAGAUCUGAUGUUAUUCAGUGGCUAUGGAGAUUGAUUUGACAAUGACUUGUCAAGAAGAAGGGGUUUGAGAUAGAAAGACCUGUCUAUGGGACUUCUGGGGGCAGAAUUAAGAUAGUGGAGUGGAACGAGGAAACUUCUUGAGCUUUCCUAGUUUCUCUCAAAAACUGUAUGAAACUAAGCUUCUGAGCAGAGUCUGGAAUGACAGAGCCUCAAGGAGGUGGAAUGAAACUGUUCUCCAGAUCAAGACAAAUUGGAAGAACUUCAAGAAAAGUCAGUCUUACUGGGUAAAAAGGAUAGUCAAGCCAGCUCACACAGUUUAGGGGAAAGCCAGGGAUAAGGUCUUAAUCACAAAAAUAUCAUCAACCAAAGAUCCUUGGUCCUGGCUUGAUAGCAAAGCAGACCAGUGGGGCAGCCUCCAGUCCCAAAACAGAAGGCAAAUUGCCAACCUAAGAAACCAGGCAAUAAUAGGCAAAACUAGGUGAAGGACCCUGAGUCAAGGCUCAGAGCUGCAUGAGCACUUGAGACAGUGCUCCCUAUAUCUGAAGAGCAAAAAUUAGCCAUAAAAGGCACAAAGAAGGAAAUUUAAAAAGAGAAGGAAAGAAAAUGAACAAGAAACAGAAAGUAUCCUUAGUCAUAGAAGGCUACUAAGAUGAGAGGGAAAACCAAAACAUCAACUCAGAGAAAGACAAAAUGGGUUAAAAACAAAACACUGCUAAGGAGGGAAAGGGUAGAAAGAGAGAACAAAAGUAUAUACAGGGAAGAAAAUAAGAUAGAGGGAAAUACAGUGCUGGUAAUUGUAAUGUUCUUUGGUUUGGUUUUCCUGGGGGUCUCUGGGGCAGUCUUCCUUUCAGCAGAGCAAUCACACAAGAGUAGCCAGGUGGUUAAAGUCCAAAUCCUUUAUCAUCUCUUUCAAAGUCUUGUCUCCUUUCCUGGGUCCCACUUAACUUUCUUAAAGGCCUUCUGGAGUCUUGGUUUCAGUGGAGAAACUAAGGAGGAGAGCCUGCCACCAAGGUGGUUUGAGAUGGGACGAAUGAAUCUGAGUCCAAGGGCUUGUGCUUCAACCUCCAGUCCGCUUAUCUUCUCUAGCUCUCUCACUCUCUGAUGGAUUUCUGAGUCCCAGCUUAUAUGCUCUACACUGAAUAUAAAUCAAUGCUUAUAUCACUAGAAAACCAUUAUUUGUUGUAAGAUUAAAUCAAUCACACUGAAUUUAGAGAACUAUUAAGCACUAUGCUAAACUAGAUAACCACUGUCUCAUCAAUUCCACUGAAUUAGCACUU
Molecule: messenger RNA, 8584 nt
Organism: Antechinus flavipes (yellow-footed antechinus)
Lineage: Eukaryota; Metazoa; Chordata; Mammalia; Dasyuromorphia; Dasyuridae
Product: zinc finger protein 271-like
Exons: 2
Biological process (GO): negative regulation of transcription by RNA polymerase II; regulation of cytokine production; regulation of immune system process
Source: RefSeq, a predicted model, not a curated record